Messenger RNA from Paramacrobiotus metropolitanus, 1774 nucleotides. RefSeq names its product large subunit GTPase 1 homolog. The record is from RefSeq and is a predicted model, not a curated record. Gene Ontology annotation, molecular function: GTPase activity; GTP binding. Gene Ontology annotation, cellular component: cytosol. Gene Ontology annotation, biological process: ribosomal subunit export from nucleus. The transcript has 11 exons. Bases 137 to 1552 code for a protein of 471 amino acids. NCBI's taxonomy places the organism in Eukaryota, Metazoa, Tardigrada, Eutardigrada, Parachela, Macrobiotidae.
GAGCGAAACACCACGAAAUUUCGGCGGUAAGCGAUGGAGAGCGAAACACCACGGAGCAGACUGAUCGAAAAUGCGAGAACGAGAGUCCCAUCGACUAGUUUUGCGCAAACAGCUGUAACACACUUGGUACUUUACAAUGCGGGAUUCUUACUGUGACAUAGUCGUUCAGACAGUGGACGCAAGAAAUCCCUUGCUGUAUUAUUGCGAAGAUUUGGCCAAAUAUGUUGCUGAAAUCAAUGCGGAGAAAGAGCAUUUUAUUUUGAUCAACAAAGGCGAUUUGUUGUCGGACGUGCAGCGGCAAACGUGGGCUGAUUAUUUCAACCAAGCCGGUUUAAAAGCAGCGUUCUUUUCGGCGCUCCAAGCCUCGGAUGCCAACGUAGAAAUCCUCCAAAAAAUUAGCGAAGAACAGGUGGAAAAUAUUUCCAGUGAAUCCGACGAAGAUGACGAAACCGACACGUCCGUGGAAAGUUCAGAGUCCGACAGCGAGGAUUUUCAGAACGAAGAAAGUUCUGAAAGCGCAGAUCAGUCGGAUCGGUUUAAGACCCUUGUACCGGACGAUUCCGAAUGUCGCGGCGGUUCUACAGAAGGUGCCACAGCACCUCUUAUAGCGGCAGUUCAAGAAUCCUAUCAAUGUUCCAAACGUGUCUUGUCAAGGGAUGAUCUACUGGAACUGUUCCGAAUAUUGCGUCAAUCAGAAAAUACCUUCAUGGCAGAUGUUACUACUGUUGGAUUCGUUGGAUAUCCCAACGUAGGAAAAAGUUCCACCCUUAAUGCUCUCAUGCAGCACAAGAGGGUAUCCGUAUCGGCUACACCAGGAAAGACAAAACACUUUCAGACCACGCAUGUGGAUAAAACCUUAAUGCUCUGUGAUUGCCCGGGAUUGGUCAUGCCUUCCUUUGCCUCCAGUGCGGCGGAUAUGAUAUGUAAUGGAAUUUUGCCUGUUGACCAACUGCGGGAUCCUCUACCGCCAGUAAAUCUAAUCUGCUCGAGAAUUCCCAGAAGCGCUCUUGAAAGUAAAUAUGGGAUUCAGUUGCCAUUUGUUAAAGAAUAUGGCGUGGAUUAUGAAAUAAUUCCACCGCCUACUGCGGAAGAAUUUCUUAAUGCUUACGCAAGCAUGCGGGGAUUUGUGACAGCUCGGGCACUUCCUGAUAUCUCACGAGCUGCACGACAUAUUCUGAAAGAUUAUAUAAACGGCGAAUUGCUUUACUGCCAUGCUCCACCCGGUGUUAACCAGGACACAUAUCCCACGAAUGAAACCGACACAGAACUUCAGUCAACUGAUUCGGGAGUCCAAAAUGAGGAAAAGCAUCAAACUGCGGAAAGUGUUUUGGUUUCCAGUGCGUCCACGCUACCGGCUGAGUUAUCGACAAAUACACGAAGUGGAAGAGUCGACAGGGAGUUUUCGCUGAGAGUGGAGCUGGAAUUUACGAGAAGCGUGGUGGAAUCAAUAAGGUACGCGGACCGGUGCCCGCAGUGCCAGGGGAUUCGCCGGCAAAAAAACACUUCAAAAAGAACAAGAAAGAAAAAGUUCGACGUACUUUUCGCCAUUUAGAUGUGCAUUAAUUGAUUAGUUUAUUUGGAGUUGCCAGUUUGCAGUCAGACAGCAAAUUAUCUUGCAUAUGAAUUUGUUAAAUAAACGUUUUUCCUACAGUUGCAUCGGGAAUACUUCAUUUUGAAAUCCGGUUUCGUACCGAUGUGUUCUUAAAAGCUCAAAUCGUUUAUAAUCAUAAGAAGAAAAUACGAAGGUUUACACAAUUUGCGUGUUCGAAUCAGC